Brassicogethes aeneus is the source of this 3803-nucleotide messenger RNA. Lineage: Eukaryota; Metazoa; Arthropoda; Insecta; Coleoptera; Nitidulidae. The record is from the annotation of a GenBank genome assembly.
CGUUCAUGUAGAAUUUUUAAUUUCCAUUGUUUUUACAGACGAUCGUGAAUUGUUCAUUUUAAGUUUGUUUUUUCAGUUUUAUAAAUUAGAAAGUUUAGAGACGAAUUGCUAAAUGAAUUUCGGUUUUUUUGUGUUUUAUAUUGUGUGGAAAACCAAACGGAAAUAGUUGACAAUUAAAACGAAAUCUUGAAGUAAUGUAAUUAACAAGGAGUUUGUAAAAUUUGUUGCUGCUACCUGGGCACGGUGUCAAUAAACUCUAUUAUGAGGUGUGCCUUGCAGAAACAGAUUUGUGAAAGUGAAAAUUGAUAGGUAUUAAGUAACUGAAGCCGUAAAACAAAUGAUUCUGGAUGUCAUUUUUUCAUUGGGAAAUAAGAAUGUUUACUACAUGAUACACCCGCUUGAGUAACGUGAAUGCUGCUUCAGGUGGUGUUCUGUAGCAAGUCCCAUCCCGUCAGCUCAAGGGAAAUGUCCACGAUUAUCCAUAGUCCGUCCGUCGGGAUAAGCUGAUCUCAAAUCUCAAAGGCCAUAAUGGCCGCAGACAUGAGGUCUCCAAACGUAUCAGUGACACCCAUAAAUAUGGAGCCGUACCCGCCGCCCAGUCUUUCCAACGGCAACGUGAGCGUGACGACGCCCAUGACGGAUAUGCCGCGCUCUAGAUCGACGCCUUUAAACGCGACCAGCAUCGUCACAAACGGCGGCGGCGGCUGCUUACCCACGGAGCUUCUCGACUCGAGCUCGGUGGACGCCGAAGUCGCUCGCAUCCAAUUCCAUAGCGAACUAGACCAGGUUAACAUGCGAAGUAAAAAGAACAAACGCAGCGAGGUCGAGAUGGUACCCAGGCCGAUGAGCUGGGAGGGCGAGCUGUCCGACGGCGGCAACGACAGGGACAUGUGCAUCGACGAGGACACCCAAACGCAAAUACCCGAAAACCUGUCGCUCUCGCAAUCGAAACAAUCGUCAACCACCACGAUAAGCAUCGACAACUCGAAGGAGAGCCCCAUAAUGCGGUCCAAACAGCCGCCCAUGGGCAACUUCGCUCUGCACAGCACCAGCAACUCGCCGCUGCUCGGCCAGAGGCAUCCCAUGACCGGGGUGCCGAUGAUGGGCGGCCACAAGGAUCUCAUGCACAAGGCGCUGAACGUGCCGCCCACCCCGAGUCCCGAUUCCGCCGUUCAUUCCGCUUACAGCGUGUUCAGUUCGCCGAACCAGAGUCCGCUGACUCAGAGACAUGUCACUUUGACGCCGAAUUUAAGUCGAAAUAACAGCGAUGCAUCGCAUUCCAGCUGCUGCAGCUAUUCGAGCGUGUCGGUAUCGGUUUCGCCGACGCAGCAGUUUUCUCCCACGCACAGUCCUAUACAGAGUCGCCAUAUGCACAAUAUUCACAGCAGCCCCCUACAUCACAACAUUCUGUAUCGCAGUCUGCAAGAGGACCCGACCCUCCAAUACGGCACCGAACACGAUCCUCUCGACGAUAACGAAGAUAAGACUGGAUUAAUACACGCUUCUUUGCCCGCUCAGCCGGGCAUAUCGCGACAGCAGCUCAUCAACAGUCCUUGUCCCAUUUGCGGCGACAAAAUUUCUGGAUUUCACUACGGCAUUUUCAGCUGCGAAUCGUGUAAAGGAUUUUUCAAAAGGACCGUUCAAAAUAGAAAGAACUAUGUUUGUUUGAGAGGGGCUCAGUGUCCCGUUACUGUUGCCACGAGAAAAAAAUGUCCCGCUUGUAGGUUCGAAAAGUGUUUGCAAUGCGGAAUGAAAUUAGAAGCUAUAAGGGAAGACAGAACAAGAGGCGGUCGCUCAACGUAUCAAUGCUCAUACUCUCUACCGCCCUCUAUGGCGAACCAUCCCGAACUAAGGGGUAGCACCAGCGAUUUAAGGCACGACUCACACGGACUUACCGUCAAGUUAGAACCCCCGGAUUCUUCGAUAUCUCAUCACAAAAGGAUGUCGUUCCCUGGGUCUAAGGGUGUCCCCCCAUUAUUACAGGAAAUAAUGGGUGUGGAGCACCUGUGGCACUACAACGAGAUGGAACUGAAUAAAUUAAAUACAGAGGGACAUUUGGGAAGAGAAGGGGGUAGCGGAGCGGUGCAUAACCUCUCAAACCAUCCACUGCUGGCUGGUACGGCACUGGCCGGUUCUACCGACACUAAUCCGGACUUUGUCGCCAAUUUGUGCAACAUCGCCGAUCACAGGCUCUACAAAAUCGUCAAGUGGUGCAAAAGUUUGCCCUUGUUCAAAAAUAUUUCGAUCGACGAUCAAAUCUGCCUUCUGAUCAAUUCCUGGUGCGAGUUGCUGCUGUUUUCUUGUUGUUUCCGGUCGAUGUCGACUCCGGGCGAAAUAAAAGUGUCUCUUGGAAAAAGCAUAAAUCUUCAGCAGGCCAGAGAAAUGGGAAUGCAGGCUUGCAUCGAAAGGAUGCUGAAUUUUACCGAACAACUUCGUAGAUUACGAGUUGAUCAGUACGAGUAUGUUGCGAUGAAAGUUAUCGUGCUUUUAACUUCCGACACUGAGUUAAAAGAAGCAGAAACAGUAAGGGCUUCGCAGGAAAAAGCCUUGAAAGCUUUGCAGGAAUACACGUUGUCGCAUUACCCAGAGAGUCGGGCCAAAUUUGGGGAACUACUGCUGAGAAUUCCUGAAUUACAACGAACAUGUCAAGUUGGCAAAGAGAUGUUGACAAUAAAAUCAAAAGAUGAUGAUGGACCCAGUUUUAAUUUGCUGAUGGAACUGUUGCGGGGAAAUCACUGAGUCAACAUGGAUGUUAAUUAAAAAUAAGAAGAAAACUCACGUGCCUUAUUAGCUUAUGUGGUGGUGGGCCGCUCACAUGCACAUUUAACAAUUUCUCAUACAGACAGUAUUUGAAAAAACAACCAUCUAUCAAUUAUGCCUUUACUGUAACACGUUCUACACAUGUAGCAUUUCAAUUUAUUGUUUAUCAAAAUUUCUUGCCAUGAAAAAUAUUUUUUACCUGAUGUAUUAGAGCAAAAUUAAUUAUCUACUUUUCUUAGCUUUAAGUGAAACUUUACGUACUUAUGACACACAAGUGUCCAAAAAUUCUGUAAACCUCACAAUAAUGUGGGCAUAGUUUGUAAGUUUAUAGACUUUUGUCAAAAGCUGUACAUAUAGUUUAAGUUUCUAUUUUGAUAUUUUUAUAUUAUGACUAUUAUAAGAGGCUAUGUUUAUAUUUUAGCCAAGACCGUUAAUAUUUUUACGUAUACUUACAGGGUUAUUGCAAAUAUUUUAUUGAUGAUAAUCCGAUCAAAUUUCAUAGUUAGUUUAAUGUACAUAAAUAUUGUUUUAAAUUUUGCUGUUAUUUAUUGAUAAAGCCAUUUUGUACUAAUUUCAUAUUUGAAAUAUACCCUGAUAUUUUUACUAUCCUGCUCGAAAAAUUCUUGUAUCAAAUACAAGUAGGGCAAUCAAUUAAAUAGAAGAGAAAAUAUACAAAUUUGCAAUUAUUAUGUACCAACAGUAUUUCACUAGUCCAACUAAGAAGAAAAUAGUUGUAUAAAUCUGUUUAUUUUGCUCUUUUUGAUUUUGUAUGGCUAAUUUUUCUACCAAGUUUAUAAAGAUGCAAAUUAAAAAUCAGCUAUACAAAACACCAAUCCAUUCCAAUGUUAAUUAUUUUUAUGUAACUAAAAAUGUAGUUUUCAACAUCGCCGAUUUUACAUAAUACAAAUUUAAAAUUGAGUCUAUUGUUAUAAAUAGGCGUCAAUUUUUAUUUAUUUGUUUUUUUUUUCAAAAAUUAAAGCUUUAUUUUUUUAUUGUGCCAAAUUUUGAUAAUGUAUAUUCAUUUUUUUUUAAUACUAUUUAGA